Molecule: messenger RNA, 1667 nt
Organism: Polypterus senegalus (gray bichir)
Lineage: Eukaryota; Metazoa; Chordata; Cladistia; Polypteriformes; Polypteridae
Product: zinc finger protein 239-like
Exons: 3
Coding region: 195-1079 (294 amino acids)
Cellular component (GO): nucleus
Source: RefSeq, a predicted model, not a curated record
UUCCGGAAAAGUGAAUCCCUACUGUCACUGGCGCUACCGCUUAGUACUGGGCCUUUCAUGAGAGGGAAGACCGUUAUCUAGUUGUUUGCAAGCGAGGAAGGAGGCGAAACAAGUUUUUAAGAAUGUAAUCGCUGUUAGGGUGAGGAGAAAGAGGAAGAGAGAGAGAAAAAACUGUUAUUUAUUGCAACACCUAGAUGGAUGUGAAAAAGGAGGAAUGUGAGGCUGACACGAAUAUCAUGGAGAAAAGGACCCCACAUGUUAAGGAGGAGGACUGUGAAAGGGAGUGUGUCCAACCUAAACAAGCAAGUCUGGACAUUAAGGAUGUGGAAUGUGAACUGGGGUCAGUGGGCAUUAAAGAAGAGGCAGAAGAAAAGUCCAUCAGCAUCGAGGUACACAAAUAUAAAAGGACUGAGAGCGUCAAGGAAGACCAACAAGAUCAAGUAGUGACCGGGUUAGUCUCUUUUCAAAGUAGGCCCCGUCCAUCACCAGAGUCUUCUAUUAAUAUGAAGUCUGAAUCAUUAGAGUCUGAUGCAAAGAGAACUGAAGAAGUUUCAUCUUUUAGAAUUCAGGAAGGAGACAAACAUCAGUGCUGUUCUCAGUGUGGCAAGCAGUUCACAUCCAAGGGAUAUCUUCGAAUACACAAAAGAAUUCACACAGGAGAGAAUUCUUAUUGCUGUUCUGAAUGUGGCAAAUGGUUUUUAAAAAGGAGUUUACUUCAGAGACACCAAAGAAUUCACACAGGAGAGAAACCUUAUUGCUGUUCAGAAUGUGGCAAGCACUUUUCACAAAAAUGGGAUCUUCAGAUCCACCAAAGAAUUCACACGGGAGAAAAACCUUAUUGCUGUUCUGCAUGUGGCAAGCGGUUUUUGCAGAGGAGCAGUCUCCAUAACCACAAAAAAAUUCACACAGGAGAGAAGCCUUAUUGCUGUUCUGAAUGUGACAAGCGGUUUUCAGGAAAGAGCCGUCUUCAGAGCCACCAGCGAAUUCAUACUGGAGAGAAGCCUUAUUGUUGUUCUGUAUGUGGCAAGUGCUUUUCGCAAGGCAGCAAUCUUUCAACCCACCAAAGAAUUCAUACGUGAGAGAAGCCAUAUUGCUUUUCUGAACGUGGAAAGUGCUUUUCGCAAAGGAGUCCACUUCAGAGUCACAAAUGAAUUAACAGUGGCCUCACCACAGUGGAACAGACCAGAGACUGCACAGGCGUACCAUGGGUGAGAAAGUAAGGACACAGUGAAGAUAAAGGCGUGACCACAUACUGCUAGUUCUACAAAACUGGUCAUGAGUUCUCAACUUAAGUAUAUCCUGGGACAGCUUAUGCAAACCUGCUGUUCAGAAAUGUAAUUUUGAUUUCCAAAUUAGAGGGAACAAAGUCAUUUAGGAAAUUUUAAGAAGAACUUGUGGACUCACCGGAUUGGUGUACAGAAAUUGAUGAUACGAGACAAGUGAUCAAGAAUAACAAAUCAUCGUAAUGGACAGAGGUGGAAAUCAGCAGAGGCCUCUCACGCCUCUCAGUUCAACACUAUACUGAUUUUCACAUAUCAGAUCAACAUGUAUUGUGAUUUUUAUUGUGAUGGUCUUAUGUAGUGUAAUUUUUUUUUGAAAUGAGAAUUUCUCUCCAAUUUGACAGUUUCAAGUCAUGAUGAGAAAUGCAACUAAAUAUAUAUUUUACA